GGGACCGUGCUUUGCUUUGGCUUGGCUUGUUAAAUCACGCGCCAUCUUCAUUUUGCUCUUCCUCUUUCUUUCUUUUCUCCUCGUCACUCCGAGCGAGAAAAUCAUCAUCUUCUUCUUCUCCUAGCUCGCUAGGGUUCCUUUGAUUUGAAUAUUUUUCUUCAGAUUCAUACAAUGGGUGCCAAUUCAAUGAUAGCCGAUGUCACUCACGAUCUCAACGAGCAGAUCUCUCAGCUCAUGCAGUGCAAACCACUCUCCGAACAACAGGUUAAAGAAUUAUGUGAGAAGGCUAAGGAGAUUUUAAUGGAUGAAAGUAAUGUCCAGCCUGUGAAAAGUCCUGUGACAAUCUGUGGCGAUAUUCAUGGGCAGUUUCACGAUCUUGCUGAAUUAUUUCGAAUUGGAGGGAAGUGUCCAGAUACAAACUACUUGUUUAUGGGUGAUUAUGUGGACCGGGGUUAUUAUUCAGUUGAGACUGUAACACUCCUCGUGGCACUGAAAGUGCGAUAUCCUCAGCGAAUUACUAUUCUUAGAGGAAACCAUGAAAGCCGUCAGAUUACUCAAGUAUAUGGAUUUUACGACGAAUGCCUAAGAAAAUAUGGGAGUGCUAAUGUCUGGAAGAUCUUUACAGACCUCUUUGAUUUUUUUCCAUUGACUGCAUUGGUUGAAUCAGAAAUAUUUUGUUUGCAUGGUGGACUGUCACCUUCAAUUGAGACCCUCGAUAACAUAAGGAACUUUGAUCGUGUUCAAGAGGUUCCUCAUGAAGGGCCUAUGUGUGAUCUACUGUGGUCUGACCCAGAUGACAGAUGUGGUUGGGGGAUUUCUCCUCGUGGUGCUGGAUAUACCUUUGGUCAGGAUAUAUCUGAACAAUUCAAUCACACAAACAGCCUUAAAUUGAUUGCUAGAGCUCACCAGCUUGUUAUGGAUGGAUUUAACUGGGCUCAUGAACAAAAGGUGGUUACUAUUUUUAGUGCUCCUAACUACUGUUACCGAUGUGGGAACAUGGCUUCCAUAUUGGAGGUUGAUGAUUGCAAGGGCCACACAUUUAUCCAGUUUGAACCUGCUCCAAGGAGAGGAGAACCUGAUGUCACCCGAAGAACGCCUGAUUACUUCCUGUAAAGCAGCUGCUGCUGGAUGUCAUACUGGUAUAUCGUGGUUACUCUACUUCCAGUCUAAUUUCAGGUAGUUGUGGAUCCUCGUUGGUGAGAUUGCUGUAGGCAUUUAUAUCAAUUGAUAUUGUGGUUGUCCAAAGGCCGCAUUGAUGUAUAAUAGGCAGACAAUAUUCCACCGAUCUGUUGCACUCAAGAAAUUGCUGGACACCCUUUCUGGAGAAGUUGUCAAGAAUAUGACUACAAGGAAGUACUAUUCCAGCAAAAUGUGGAUAUUUUUUGUAUGUUUUUUUCAAAUCAUGUUUCAUAUCUCUCCCUUUCAAGGCUUUAGGUACUAUGACCGGAUUUUUUUAACUCGUGGAUAUUGAUAUGUUAUCUCAAUUUUUUAGUAAAAGUUGCAUGAAGUGUGUUUAAUUUAA
Messenger RNA from Medicago truncatula (barrel medic), 1522 nucleotides. RefSeq names its product serine/threonine-protein phosphatase PP2A catalytic subunit. The record is from RefSeq and is a predicted model, not a curated record. The transcript has 11 exons. Lineage: Eukaryota; Viridiplantae; Streptophyta; Magnoliopsida; Fabales; Fabaceae. Gene Ontology annotation, molecular function: protein serine/threonine phosphatase activity. The coding region runs from base 172 to 1113 and encodes 313 amino acids.